Molecule: messenger RNA, 939 nt
Organism: Pygocentrus nattereri (red-bellied piranha)
Lineage: Eukaryota; Metazoa; Chordata; Actinopteri; Characiformes; Serrasalmidae
Product: olfactory receptor 10A3-like
Exons: 1
Coding region: 1-939 (312 amino acids)
Biological process (GO): G protein-coupled receptor signaling pathway
Cellular component (GO): membrane
Molecular function (GO): olfactory receptor activity; G protein-coupled receptor activity
Source: RefSeq, a predicted model, not a curated record
AUGGAAAAUUUCUCCAGAGAGUUCAUGUUCGUGCUUCAUGGACUGAAUGACUCAAAGACAAACAAACACAUUUACUUUUCAUUUGGCCUUGUUGUCUAUAUUGUGACAAUGUUUGUAAAUUUUACAUUAAUUAUUACAAUUAUUCUGAGCAAAACACUUCAUGAGCCCAUGUAUCUGUUUAUCUGCAAUUUGUAUGUGAAUGGAAUAUGUGGUGCUUCUGCUUUCUAUCCAAAGAUUCUUGCUGAUCUUUUUUCAGACUCUCAUGUUAUUUCAUAUACAGGGUGUCUGAUACAAAUGUACAUCAUUUACUGUUAUAUUUUCUGUGAACUCACAUGUUUAACAGCCAUGGCAUAUGACCGAUAUGUAGCCAUUUGUAAGCCUUUGGAAUAUCACAACAUUAUGACACACCAGAAGGUGGUAAAUUUGCUGAUUUUUAUCUGGUUCUUCUCCAUACUAGAAACGUCUGUUUUGACUGCACUAACAAGCCAGUUACGCUUAUGUGGUAAUGACAUUGACAAGCUAUACUGCUUUAACUGGGAUGUUGUUAAGCUUUCCUGUACAGAUGUCACUGUAAACAGUAUUUAUGGAAACAUUGUAAUAUUUACUCAUGUUUUUCAAGCUGUGUUGAUCAUUAUUUCAUAUAUUCGCAUCGUCAGAGCAUCUAUGAAGUCCAAGACAGAGCGAGUUAAAUUCAUGCAGACUUGCAUUCCUCAUUUAAUCACCCUCAUGAACUUCUCCAUUUCUGUGUUCUUAGAUCUUAUGUGUGCGCGCUAUGGCAAAGGUCAGGAACUGAAAGCUCUGCGCAACAUCCUGGGAAUAGAGUUUCUUGUUGUGCCCCCUCUCCUAAACCCCAUCAUAUAUGGGUUAAAAAUGACCCAGAUACGACGGCAAUUAGUGAAAAUGUACAACCACAGUCUCAAAGCAGUGCAACAAAACUGA